Messenger RNA from Umbelopsis ramanniana AG, 3024 nucleotides. RefSeq lists its product as uncharacterized. The coding region runs from base 91 to 2772 and encodes 893 amino acids. Lineage: Eukaryota; Fungi; Mucoromycota; Umbelopsidomycetes; Umbelopsidales; Umbelopsidaceae. Gene Ontology annotation, molecular function: chromatin DNA binding; protein binding; RNA polymerase II cis-regulatory region sequence-specific DNA binding. The transcript is spliced from 7 exons. The record is from RefSeq and is a predicted model, not a curated record. Gene Ontology annotation, biological process: regulation of gene expression.
CUUUUUGCUUAUAUUUCUUUCUUCCUGCCAAAUCCCUGAAUUUGCAGCAUCUCUCUGUUCCAUCUGUCAUCUCAACCCAAUCAUUCCACCAUGUCAGCUCAGGUUGGUCAACCACCUCACAUGACGGCCGUUCAAAAAUUGGCUGCCGUGAAUGAACAAACCUGGCUCUCCAUGGGUGCUUUGGCCGAACUCAUGACCGACUAUGAUAGAGCCAGCAACUGUUAUGAACAGGCUCUCAGACAUAAUCCUUACUCCAUACAAGCAUUGUCUCAAAUUGCAUCGCUUUGUAGAGGUCGCGAACACUUUCAAAAGGCUGUCGAAUAUUUUAAACGAAUCUUAUCGAUUCAAGAGAACAAUGGCGAAAUUUGGGGUGCUUUGGGCCAUUGUUAUUUGAUGAUGGACCAACUGCAAGAAGCCUACCACGCUUAUCAGCAAGCGUUGUAUCAUUUGCCUAAUCCUCGGGACCCUAAACUAUGGUAUGGAAUUGGUAUCCUCUAUGAUCGAUAUGGUUCUUUAGAACAUGCCGAAGAGGCAUUUUCAGCUGUCAUGAAAAUGGAACCCAAGUUUGAGAAGGCCAAUGAAAUUUAUUUCCGCUUGGGUAUCAUUUAUAAGCAACAGCAAAAAUAUGAUCUUAGUCUUCAGUGUUUCCGUUAUAUUCUGCACUCACCACCACGACCUUUGACCGAGAUCGAUAUUUGGUUCCAGACUGGACAUGUUUAUGAACAACAAAAGGAGUAUCAAUCCGCUAAAGACGCCUAUGAACGAGUUUUGGCUGAAAAUCCAGAGCACGCCAAAGUCCUGCAGCAAUUAGGCUGGUUAUAUCAUCAACAAAACGCGUCGUUCGCCAACCAAGCCAUGGCCAUUCAGUACUUGACUCGAUCUCUUAAAUCGGAUGGCAACGAUGCACAGUCUUGGUACCUUUUGGGACGAUGCUAUAUGGCUGAACAAAACUACAACAAAGCUUAUGAAGCUUAUCAACAAGCCGUUUAUCGUGACGCGCGAAAUCCCACCUUUUGGUGCUCUAUUGGUGUUUUGUAUUAUCAGAUAAAUCAGUACCGUGAUGCGUUGGAUGCCUAUAGCCGUGCUAUUCGUCUUAACCCAUACAUUAGCGAGGUGUGGUACGAUUUGGGAACGUUGUAUGAGUCAUGCAAUAAUCAGGUUCAAGACGCGCUGGAUGCGUACCAACGAGCUGCCGAUCUUGACCCAUCCAACCCUCACAUUAAACAACGUCUGGAACUCUUGCGUAAAUCGCAAGGAUCUUCUGCCGGUGGAGCCACUGCGGCUCCUGUCCCACAAGACGUCAAUAAUCCCAAUCAAUACCAAAACGGCCAGCCUUUGAAUGGCAAUGCAUUCUCUCAAUCCCAAGGCCCACAAGGUCCCCCGGCUGGUAUGGCACAAUAUCCUUCCAUUGCCAACCAACCAAGAGGCGGAGAUAAUCGUGGAGGUCCUCCCAUGCAUGAGUUUCCUCCUCACGAAUCCGCUGGCGGACCUCCAAGAGAUUUACCCAUGCCUGGUGGUGGUCGUCGUUCAUCACCUGGUCCUUAUGGUCAACAUCCGUCUUCUUCACCUCGCGAUGAUGUUCGUAUCGCUGAUAUCGGUGGAGGUCGUGCGCCUACGCCAUCGGAACGUACUCAAAUGAAUCCUAUUCAUGACGGUCCAAACAGUAGCCGUAUGCCACCCCAUCCUCAUUCUGCACCAUCGCCUUUACCAAAACGUCCACCCCAUUCCACCAAGGGUCGUGACGAUAUGAGAUCCCCCAUUCCUCCUCAUCAAGGCGUAUCGGUAGAAAGUAGUCGCAUCACCCCACCUGGUGCAUUGGCCCGUCCACCAUCACGAGGUCCAUCUCCACAUACCAGCCACUACAGCUCACCGCGUCAACAUCAUGCUACUACAGCAGCACCGGAUCACCACCAUAUGCAUCAUGAGCAAAUGAUGAACAAUUCUCGAAGAUCUUCCGAUCCCUAUGAACACGAAGGCAUUUUCCAUCGGGUACAACCCAAGAGCAGUCAUUCUACACCCUACACUCCAGAGAACAAUGGAUUCCAUCCUGUGGAACAACGUGGUUCACCCGCGACAGUUAAGCAAGAAGAUGAAGCACGAAGUGGCGGUGGUUUCCGUCGUUCACCUGAAAACCACGCCACCCCAGUGGAAAAGAAGGUACCAGUGGAUGAAAGGCCUUCUAGUCGAGAAGUCGAUGAAGAUUAUGACGAAACGGCGGCUGAUACAUUGAUGAGUAUGGCGCAAACGGGAGGUGGUCGAAAGCGAUCCUUGGAUCGUCAUGAGGAAGUUGCUAAUGUUGAUAGCGAUAGCAAGCGACCUAAACCGGCUGAACCAGAAGAUGAAAAGCCCGCCGCGGCUCAAGACGAAGCACAGCGAGAACCUGAAAAAACUCAGGUUGUGUCCGAAGUAGAAAAACCUUCGGUUGUUGCUGAGCAGCAGCCCGAAGCUCCUACUGCAGCGGAAGAAGCUCAACAACCAGAGGAUGAAGAUGAACCCGAGGAUGCGUCCAUGGAAGAAGCAUCAGCGCCAGAGUCGGCCGUGACGGAUCAACCGCCGGUGGAAGACUCCCCCCAAGAAGAUCAUGUUGUCGAAGCAAAACCUUCCUCACCGCCCCCCAGCGAACAACCCGAUGGUGCUGAAGACGGUGAAGCGGAUCCAGAGAAAGAAGAAGGCGAAACCGAUGCCGCUGAACCUAGCAAAGACGAUGCUGCUGAGUUGAGUGAACCUGAAGCAGGAGAAGUUACCCCAUCACCUGAAGCAACUACAGCAUGACCGUAACCGUGGUGUUCUUUCUUUCUUUUUCUUUCAUUUUUCUUUCUACUUUUUUUUUUUUAUAAAGCUUCUUCACAAAAAUCUCGUAAAACAGGCACUCUCAAAACCAUAUACAGUUUUCUCUUCUAUUUCUUUCCCCUUUCUUUGUUUCCAUGUCACAUCCGGGCACCUUGCUUAUUCAUAAUAAGGAUUAUAACUUUUUAAGAAGGAACCAAAGAAAAAUCCGAAAGCAAUAAACCAAAACAAAUAUUU